Molecule: messenger RNA, 4648 nt
Organism: Plectropomus leopardus (leopard coralgrouper)
Lineage: Eukaryota; Metazoa; Chordata; Actinopteri; Perciformes; Serranidae
Gene: zeb1b
Product: zinc finger E-box binding homeobox 1b
Biological process (GO): regulation of transcription by RNA polymerase II; anatomical structure development
Molecular function (GO): DNA-binding transcription factor activity, RNA polymerase II-specific; RNA polymerase II cis-regulatory region sequence-specific DNA binding
Source: RefSeq, a predicted model, not a curated record
GACUCUCCGGCAGCAUUUAGACACAACGAAAGGAUCAUGGCGGAUGGCCCCAGGUGUAAGCGCAGAAAGCAGGCGAAUCCGAGGAGGAACAACGUGACUAACUACAAUAAUGUGGUGGAGGCCGGCUCAGACUCAGACGAUGAGGACAAGCUGCACAUUGUGGAGGAGGAGGGCAGCCUGGCGGACGGGGCCGACUGCGACAGCACCCUGCCAGACGAGGAGCACCCCAGGGAGCGCUGCUGGGACGGAGUGAAGGAGGAUUGUGUGUCAGACGCUGAAGAUGAUGUGAGCACAGACGCCCUGGUGGAGGAGAUGCUCCAGCAAGGAGACACGGCUGUCAUCUACCCAGAAGCCCCGGAGGACGAGCCUCAACGCCAGGGCACCCCUGACGCCAGCGUCCAUGACGAAAACGGAACGCCUGAUUCCUUCUCUCAGCUGCUCACCUGCCCGUACUGCGCGCGUGGCUACAAGCGUUACAGCUCCCUGAAGGAGCACAUCAAGUACAGGCACGAGAAGACCGAGGAGAGCUUUAACUGCCCCGAGUGCAGCUACAGCUUCGCCUACCGCGCCCAGCUGGAGAGGCAUAUGACAGUCCAUAAGGGCGGACGGGAUCAGAGACACAUCACACAGUCCGGAGGCAAUCGUAAAUUCAAGUGCACUGAAUGUGGCAAAGCAUUUAAAUACAAGCACCAUCUGAAGGAGCACCUACGCAUCCACAGCGGAGAGAAACCCUAUGAAUGCUCCAACUGCAAAAAGCGCUUCUCCCACUCAGGCUCAUACAGCUCCCACAUCAGCAGUAAGAAGUGCAUCAGCGUCAUCUCAGUUAACGGCAGACCGCGCAUGGGGAAUGCCAAAACCCAGACCCAGGGUCCGUCACCUGUGCUGCCCACGCCGCCCUCAGUCCUCCACACCCAGAUAAGGGAGAAGCUGGAGCACAGCAAGCCCCUGCAGGAGCAGCUGCCACUCAAUCAGAUCAAGACUGAGCCCGUGGACUACGAGUACAAACCCACGGUGAUCACAUCCCCGGGUAUGGCCGCCAUGAACGGUGGGGUUUUCAACGGAGGUGCCGCAGCUCCUCUGCAGGGCACAGUCCAGGCUGUGGUCCUGCCCACUGUUGGGCUGGUGUCGCCCAUCAGCAUCAACCUGGCAGACCUGCAGAAUGCACUCAAAGUGGCGGUGGACGGUAACGUCAUCCGCCAGGUGCUGGAAAGCAACGCCAAAGGUCAGGGGCAGGUAAACUCGGGGUUAACCACUGGAAUGCUCCAUCCCGCACAGCAGCAACUCAUCUCAGCCAUCAGUCUGCCUAUUGUGGGUCAGGAUGGAAAUGCAAAAAUCAUUAUAAACUAUAGUUUGGACCCCAACCAGGGCCAGCUCACAGCCCAUAACCUGAAGAAAGAGCCUGAGCCGGUCUCACCGGGUCAGACCACCACUGACACCUUCAAGUCCCAGAAACUCCCUGAAGAUCUAACCAUAAGAGGCUCCAGGCCCCUGGAGACUAAAGAAAAAGAGGAAAAGACCACUAAAACUUGUCUCCUGUGUGAUAAUUGUCCCGGCGGGCUGGAAACACUCCACGCCCUCAAGCACUGCAAAAAGGAUGGUCUCAGGCUGAACGGAGCGGGCCUGGAUAAGUCGGAGUCUGCUGUUGCUGCCUUGCUGUCAGAGGGUGGACUCUGUAACCAGCCCAAGAACAUGUUGUCCCUGCUCAAGGCCUACUUUGCCUUAAACGCAGAGCCCACCAAGGACGAGCUGGCCAAGAUCUCUGACUCAGUCAGCCUGCCAAUCCACGUGGUCAAGAAGUGGUUUGACAAAAUGCAGGAGGGUCAGAUAUCACUGGGUGCCCCGACACCUCCCUCAGAGGAGGAGGACACCUGUGAAGCUAACAGCGUGGUGUCUCUGGUCCCAGGGAAGAACACGGCCAUUAUGAGUCCCUCCGUGACCCAGGACAGCCCGACAGAAGCCACCCCAGCGGAGGUCAACGGCGCCCACAGCUCGCCGGCCUCUCCCUCACCACUAAACCUGACAGCUGGCGGUCCCGUCCCGGCCCAGCCUCCUCAGAGCACUGAGGGACCCCUAGACCUGUCGCUGCCAAAGCCCACCAGAGAGGAGGCGGAGAGAGAGGUGGCAAAAGCCUGUGUUUACCCCACCCCUUCCUCUGGCUCUACCAAUGUGGAUGAACCCCUAAACUUAACUUGCACAAAGAAAGAGGCAUCGCCACUCUCAGCCAUGGGCGCCAGCCCCAUCGCACUGUACUCCAGCCAGCCAAGUGCCAAACCCCUCGACAUUGUGACCACAAUGCAAUGCCUACGGGCAUUAGCCACUAACAACAAACAGACUAUCCUGAUCCCCCAGCUGGCUUACACCUAUACCACUACAGCAAACAGCCCCGCAGGGACCGAGACGCAGGACACCAUCCACCUCAACGGAGUCAAGGAGGAGAAGCAGGACACGGGCUCGGAGGGCGUGUCCACCAUGGAAGAGCAGAACGACUCCGACUCGGGCCCUCCGAGGAAGAAGAUGAAGAAGACGGACAGCGGCAUGUACGCCUGCGACCUGUGCGACAAGAUCUUCCAGAAGAGCAGCUCCCUGCUGAGACACAAAUACGAACACACAGGGAAGCGGCCUCACGAGUGCGGCAUCUGCAGCAAGGCCUUCAAACACAAACACCACUUGAUCGAACACAUGCGCCUCCACUCAGGAGAGAAGCCGUACCAGUGCGACAAGUGCGGCAAGCGCUUCUCGCACUCCGGCUCCUACUCCCAGCACAUGAACCACCGCUACUCCUACUGCAAGAAGGAGACGCAGAGCCAAGGCGGAGGGCGAGAGAGCCCCGAGGACGACGCAGAGGCCCAGGCCGAGAUGGAGGCCCUGAGCCGAGUGCAGCAGCUCCUGGCCAACUCCCAGCUGGACUUGGAGGAGCGAGGGAGCAGCACCAGAGAGGACGAGGAGAGCGAGGAAGAGGAGGAGGAGGAGGAGGGCGCGGUGGACAUGGAUGACAUCCAGGUGGUGCAGAUAGGGGACGAAGGAGGGGAGGAGGAGGAAGAAGAAGAGAGGAAUGAGGAGGAGAUAGAGAGAGUUUUGGUGGAGGGAGAAGGAGAGGAGGUGAAAGAGGAAGAAGAGGAGGCUGACACAAGGCAGGAGGAGGUGCUCGGGAGCAUUCAGGAAGAGGAGGAAGUCAAGAUGAGGGAAGCGGAGGCGAUGGAUACAGAAGGAGGGGUGACGGAAGAGGGGGAGGUCACAGAGGAGAGCGGAGGCGAAAUAGACACAGUUUCUGGAGAGCAGAACGAGACGCCGCAGGAGAAAGGAGAUACUGACUAAAAGAGGAAUCGGACUCCUCCCUGAGACACAAUCAGAUUCCUCCUCUCUGAUCGCGCAGAGGAAGAACGCAGGAGAUGAUGUCUGGUCACUCUGACAGUUCCUUUCAGUUCACUACUGUGUAGAAAUCCAGGUGUGCCUGAAAAAAAAAUACUAGUGACUUUUCCGCAGGAGAACGAUUUCUCGCUGUUAGAAAAAUCAAUUUGUAAAGAAAAAGAUGAAGACGAACACAAAUUUUAACAAACGAAGGAAAUGCAUUAUACAGACUUUGGAAGCUAGAGCCGACACGUUUUAGAUAAUGUUUUAUUACUAAAACACCUUGGGUCAUUUCUUUUUAUCAGUGUUACUAAUUUUAUCACUCAUAUUUUAACCUUUAAAAAGUUGUACAGUUGGGAGAUAUUUCUAUACCUUUUUAUUGCCAAUGAACAAAAAAAGUCAGUAUUUUAUUAAGUUGGAAGGAAAAUAAGAAAAAUCCUGUGCACUACAAGUGGCUUGGUUUACCUAUGGAUUGAGCAGUUGAGUUGUGUUGUCUACCCUUCAGUAUUACCGCACUAGUUUUACCACGCCAUCAUGCUAGCAGAUGUUAGCAGUACAUCUCUUUUUGAUUGGAUUGUGAGCCUUAAGAAGAAAAACAACGGAGAGCAGACGGGUCUUUUCAGUCAUUAACUUCCUUUUAGAUGUUUAGACUCAUUGUUGUCAAAUUUCUUUUACUAAUCAGUGUUUUUUACAAAUAGUUUGACAUUUUAGAAAAUGUGCUUGGUUCUUUUCUUAAGAGUCAGAUGAGAAGAUUGAGAGAACAUAUCUGUCUGAUUAAAGCAGCGCUACAACCAGCAACCACUUAGCUUAGCUUAGCAUGAGGACUGAGAAAAGGGGAUAAAAAUAGCUUAAGUUAAAUCUAAAACAUAAAACUAGCAGUUACUUCCUGCUUAUCUACUGCUCCACACUCCAGUCCAGUAGGUGGCAGUAAUGUGUGGUGGACUGUAGAGUAGUGAAGAGAUGACGUAUUUUUGUAGGCCAACCAGGAAGUUGGCAUCGCACCGGUUCCCUCGUCAAAAACCUUAUGAGAUUUUUGAAUGGGAUUUGUGAUUAGCGCCAAAAAUAAGUUCUCUGAUGAACACAAGUUUAUGAGAAUUGCACGUUUUGUUUAGCAUGAUAAUAUUUACAGGGGAACACAAUUUUUGUGUGUUUUGAAGCGUAAAUGAAAUCACCAGAAGCAAAAAGCUAUUGUUAGGCUAUACACAAACUACAUCACAGUCGCACGACUCGAAAAAUAUUAUAAACAGAUAAAUCCACAAGUUCGAGUGCAACUCUGUAAAGCUGUAAAGGCGGACAAUGA